Molecule: messenger RNA, 715 nt
Organism: Physella acuta
Lineage: Eukaryota; Metazoa; Mollusca; Gastropoda; Physidae
Source: RefSeq, a predicted model, not a curated record
ACAUACCAACCGUUGACGUCAUUCGCUACCUUUACAAGAACCUUCAAGAUCAAACGAAUUAUUUUACGACCAAAGAAAAUUAACGGAGACGUAAAUAUUAUGUUGGGUCUGUCGUCAUAUCGUCUGUCGAUCUCUAAGCCUAGGUUUCUCCUUUUUAAUCAACCAAUGGAAGUGGACACCACGAUUCCGACGGUCAGAAGUAGCUUCAAUGGUAGCCGCUUGGGAAACACCACUUCAAUGAGAAGCAAGACCUGGUUUCUAGUUUUCAUAGUCUUCACGCUGUUCAGUAGCGUUGAUGGAGGUACGUGCACUUUCAGAGACUAUUGGAAUGGUCUUUGCCAUGUAGUAGAGCCUCAGAAAGAAGCCCAAGCACCCCCUGCUACUGAGGCGGCUACUGAUUCAGCCAUGCAAAUGCUUGCUUGCACCUUCUCUGCAUGCCUGUUGUUUUUCGCAGCGGUUGGAGCAGUCGCGUACCUAGACCAGAAACUGCCAGAUGAUGAGCUGGAUCAGGAGCCAGAAGAAGAAACAGAAGCCAAGCCAAAUUUGAAUAGCUGGUCGAACAGACUGUUCCAGGCGGCACGGAGCGUUGUUGUCCGCUAAUCUAUUCGGACGGCAUUGAACGGGUCAGUGUCACCCCGACCUAGAGUUUGUGUUUAUUUGUCCUUACUUAGCUCUAAAAGCGUGACAGGGUUGUGUUCAAAAUAAAAAUAAAGUA